GCCUGAUGUAGAGCAACAACCUCCCUUCACCUGUGAAGAUUACAAGGCAGCAAGAAGAGAUUCCUCCAGACAAAGUCUUGCAACAGCAAGAGCAGCCCCAGCUGUUUACUUUGCCUGAAAUGUAGUGCUGAAACCCUCUGCUUUACAAUUGCUGUUCUGAAAAUUCCCUCUACUGUGGAAGCAGCUCUGACAAGCUGAGGUGCACAGGAUUGCAGGUGUAACUGGGUAUCUUGUUAUCAGAAGCGAAAUGAAUAACUCAACGUACAUAAACUCUUCCACUGAAAAUGUGAUGGCCUUGGAGAGCCCCUACAAAACUGUUGAGGUGGUGUUCAUCGUCCUGGUGGCAGGGUCUCUCAGCCUGGUCACCAUAAUUGGGAACAUCCUGGUCAUGGUGUCAAUCAAAGUCAACAGGCACCUCCAGACUGUCAACAAUUAUUUCCUGUUCAGCCUGGCCUGUGCUGACUUGAUCAUCGGCAUCUUUUCCAUGAACCUGUACACCCUCUACACUGUGAUAGGCUACUGGCCCUUGGGGCCUGUGGUGUGUGACCUCUGGCUGGCUCUUGACUACGUGGUCAGCAACGCCUCUGUAAUGAACCUGCUCAUUAUCAGCUUUGACAGGUACUUUUGUGUCACCAAGCCUCUGACGUAUCCCGUAAAGCGGACCACCAAGAUGGCCGGCAUGAUGAUCGCAGCCGCCUGGGUGCUGUCCUUCAUCCUCUGGGCCCCUGCAAUUCUCUUCUGGCAAUUCAUUGUGGGAGGAAGGACUGUUCCAGAUGGGGAUUGCUACAUCCAGUUUUUUUCCAACCCUGCUGUCACUUUUGGCACUGCCAUUGCAGCCUUCUAUUUGCCUGUUAUCAUCAUGACUGUCCUUUACUGGCAAAUCUCUCGGGCCAGUAAGAGUCGGAUAAAGAAAGGAAAGAAGGAAGCUGCCCAAAACCAAGAAACAGUUUCCCCCAGCCUUGUCCAAGGUAAAAUAGUGAAACCAAACAAUAACAAUAUCCCGACCAGCGGAGAUGGGUUGGAGCACAGCAAAAUUCAGAAUGGGAAAACCAGCGAAGAGACUGUAACCAAUAACUCUGUUCAAGGGGAGAAGGAGAGCUCCAACGACUCCACCUCCAUCAGUGUGGUCGCUUCCAACUUGAAAGAGGAUGAAGCUACCAAAGAUACCAGACAGGCUUCUGCCUCCCAAGCCCAUGUCAAAGCAGAGAACUCCAAGCUGACAUGCAUCAGGAUAGUCACCAAGUCCCAAAAGGGGGACUGCUGUGCCCCUACCAACACUACUGUGGAGAUCGUAGGCACGAACGGGGAGGAGAAGCAAAACAGCGUAGCCCGGAAAAUUGUCAAGAUGACAAAGCAGCCAGCCAAAAAGAAACCGCCCCCUUCUAGAGAGAAAAAAGUGACAAGGACGAUUUUGGCCAUCCUCCUGGCCUUCAUCAUCACCUGGACCCCAUACAAUGUGAUGGUGCUCAUCAACAGCUUCUGCACAUCCUGCAUCCCUAACACCGUAUGGACCAUAGGAUACUGGCUCUGUUACAUCAACAGCACCAUCAACCCCGCCUGCUACGCGCUCUGCAAUGCCACUUUCAAGAAGACCUUUAAGCACCUUCUUAUGUGUCAUUACAAGAAUAUAGGAGCUACAAGGUAAAAAUAAUAAUAAAAAUAAUUAUAGAAAGGGUGAAGAAGUUCCAAAUUAAAUUUAAAAAACCCUCAACGCUAUAGCACUUUAUGCUCUUCUGUGGAAUGUGCAAUCCAGGAUGUUGGUGGAAAUACUGAUAAGGGGCAUCAGCUGUACCCCUGAGGACUACACUUUAAAACAUUUUUUUAAUAAAUGAAAAUAAAUCUUUAGGACACAGGGAUGUUUGAGAAAUUAAUCAAGUAUGUGGACUGGAGGCACAGUUCCUUACUUUCUGAGAGUAUUCUGCAGAAGGGCUUCAAAGUCUGAUUUUUGGUCAUUUUGUGUAAAAAACUUGUUCUUUCAUUCUCUUUUCUCUUGUUUUUUCCUGUGUGUGUUUAUUACAUCUUCAUCUAGGUAAAAAAACCCAAAUUUUAAUAAUAACUGUGUGGAAGAGGCAUAGGAAUUUGGAUGAUCAUUGUAUAAUCCAAAUCAACCAUAGCAGAAAUUUUCUAAAGCUCAAAAUUGUCUAAAACUGUUUUACCACUGUCAUGUAAGAUGCUCAAUGUUAGGUAAAUCAUGAUGGAAGUUUUUUAUGUUGUUUAUGACCCCACCAUUUCCAAAACCACAUCAGUUCUGAAAGUGUACUUAUGCGCAACAUGUAAUCAUUGUAUAUCGUUCCAAGUCUGCUGCUUGCCCCCUCCCAGGGGUUUUUGUUCUGUGACUGCUUCAUCAUGACAAGAUCAAAGUGAAAAGACAUGGUCUCACCCAGAUUGCUACAUGCCAAGACUUCUUCAGCAUCUGUGUAAACCAAAGCUUUUGAGAUGAUUUUGGUCACUUUGUUCAUCAUGUAACAUCGACCUGUGGAUUUGUCUAUUACUUCCAUCAGCCUUUUCUUCCUUUGUGUACCUUACUUGUCCAGGGCAAGACGGAAUACCAAAAGAAGCUGUAAAUUAAAAGGUCUCAUCCAGUCUGCCACUAUGGUGGCCAAACAAAGGGUCUCAGCUGAAGAAUAGAAACAAGAUUAUUACUAGGAAAAUGAAAGGCUACAUCCAUUUAAAGUUGGAUGUACAGAUGAAGAGGUAUGCUGAGGUUUCACAGAAUGAAUAGUUAAUAUUAGAUGAACCAUGCUCUUGACCCAUCAAAAGAUGAUUUUUGAUUAAUUGAUUGAGGAAAAGAAUAAGAUAGACUGACAUACCCAUCUGGAUCGAGCUCUGCUAAGCCCUUAGUGUGAAACUGGGGUUCUUUCUGGGUGAAUCCUGGACAAGAUGUUUGCUUGCUGGAAAAGAUACUGGUCACAUUGCCUUGUACUACCUGAGAGCCAUAUUUUGACUGUAAGUCAAGGGGUAACACUAAUAAAAUGGCAGAGAGGAAAAUUGUGAUUACAGAAAACCAGGUACAGAAAUAAUCUGGAUGGGAGUCUGGCAUGGAUUAAAUUCAAAUAUUUUUUUGCUACUCUACACUAGAGUAGCAAAUACACAUGAAAUUUUGAUUAUUUCUGCCUGACAAAGUAUUUAGUAUUCCAAUAUUUGAUAUUUACUGUAGUAAAACUAAACAUUUUGUGGACAGGUCAAAGUGUAUCAGAUUACUGAAAACAGAGAUUUUCUAUGAGUUACGCAUAUUUUAUUUACCUUCUUCUUAGUACCUCUAACUUCCAGCACUGACAAAGGUACAUUUAUAUAUUUUGUUACCAAAAAGAGCAUACACAGUGUCCUAAGGGUCUCUUUUCUGGAGUGAAAGCCACCCACCAAACAGGACACAAAUUCGUUCUGUUAUUUCAUGCUACAGUUUUAGAGUAUUGCAAAAUUCACCUCAAAAUAGCAGCCUCUGAGAUUACAGAGAAAUUAAUCUUGCAGAAUUAAGUUUUACAUUUGACAAGCUUAUUGGAACACAGUGUCAAAGCACUUUGGUAUCAUGACAAUUUUCGUGUUUUGUAGUACCAGUUCCCAGCAGAAAGUGAAAAUGAGGAGGAUUAAACUGCAGAAAAUUAAGGCCACGUUAAAACUCCGGAUUAAUGUGUCUUAAUAUGAAGUCAUUGAAUUUAUACCCUAGUGAUUUAAUCCUAAUAUAACUGUCUCUAUAUAGCCAAGGAUCUAAUUCUGCAACUCUCACUUGCCUUGAGUUAUAUCCACUAUCACUGUUUUGAUCUUCCUACUUGUAAGGAAGAAUAAGUCAAUGACAAAGCUUGCCAAACUGAGCACUGCUUGCAUUUUAAAACUUCAUUCUCUAGGUUUAUCUUGACAGGUCAAAGAAGGACUUAUGCAUUCCUGGGUUGUUCAUUCAUUUUUGUGGUAAAAAAAUCCAGAUAAAAUCCCAAGAUAAAAUAAAAUCAAAUACGUUCGAUUUCUAAAUCUGACUUCUUUAGAAAAGUUGCAUAAAAGUAACGCACCUGUUUCUUUCUUUCAGCAAGUGCUGUGGGUAUCAAUAGUACAGGUACUCAAACUGGGAAAUGAUGAUUUGUACAGCCAUACUUAAUCUUUUAACUCUGGCUUUCUAUCAGAUGUGCAAAUAUUUUAUUCACACAUUUGAAGCUAUCACUUGCCCAUAAUGAAUUAAUCUAACAGCUAAGGAUGCUCCUUCAGGCUAAAAAGUGGACAGGCAGAUUGCACUUAUACUUCAUCAUGUGAUAUGAUGACACUCAAAAUACCACAGGAAGGAAAGUACUUUGGUGCCAGCACUUGUAAAAAAAAACCCAAAAAACAAAAAACAAAAAAACAAGCAAAGGAAAAUUAUGAGUUUGAAGUUUUCUAGUGCUUUUCCCCUAGCACCAUCCUCACUUUUGAUCUUAAGAGACAAGGUGCUUUGAUUUGUGUUACAGUAUACCUAAAAGGCUUGCAGGACACACAGUCCUCUGUGCUUCCACCCCAUAACAGUUCCAUGGUACAUUUACAUUUGCAGACUAUUAAACAGUGUAAAAAUGGAUGACAUAGUGCACCUACGUAUGCAUCCACAGGCAUGCAAACACACAACCCUACAUGGUUUAUAUAUGUGAAAAACAGCCAGCUAAUAUUCAAGAUAUUGCAUGACAUUUUGUCUGCUUUGUGUGCAUUGCCAGCUGCUGGGAGGUACAGAACCAACUCUUAUUGAAGUGUUUAGCCCCUCCUGAAGGCAGAGAAGAGGCAGAAUGUGCCCUCAGAUAUUGGGAACCUCUUGGGUUUUCAGCUGGUUGUGGCUCAGUAAGACAAAAAUGUGAUAAUGGGUCAGAACUGCAAAGUAAUUGGUUCUUGAAUAUCCUUUGAGCAUUCAUGUCUUUCCUUUGUGUCCCAAACUACGUUCACCAGGUUUCACUUCCCUUCUGAGUGAUAGUUCUGCAGGAUCUAGAUGUCAGUCUUGAAGAGCAGCUCUCCCUGGGUAACUUCGGCUUCCCUGGCUGUCACCUGCACCCUGUGGUCCCCAAGGCCCCAGGUGGCCCUGCUGCUGGAGCUGCCGCAUCUUCACCUUGGGCUUGGCCAGGGGAUCCCAGCAGCACGUCCACACCAUCUGCUGCUCUGGCCACUUCUGUUUCACACAGAAAUCAAGCACACUGUGCAGGUAACUCAUGAGAACAAAAAAGAAAAAAUAUCCCAAAAGCUAUAACCAACAACAAAAAAUUGCAGCUGGAACUUCUUGCCGCCUCCUUUUCUUCCUCUUUCAUUAUUUCCAGAAAGAGGCAGCCCACAGGGAGUGAUUUGUGCUGUUGUGGGACAGUCCUACCUUCCCGCUCCAGGAAGAGAACAGCAACUUGGAGAUGCAUCAGUCCAGGGUCAACUUUUCUGAGUAUUAAAAAUGUCUGUGGUCAAAGAGAAAGGAAGAAAGGAAGAAAGAAAAAGAAAGGAAAAGGAAACAGAAAAGGAAAAGAA
Messenger RNA from Pseudopodoces humilis (Tibetan ground-tit), 5451 nucleotides. RefSeq names its product cholinergic receptor muscarinic 2 (gene CHRM2). The record is from RefSeq and is a predicted model, not a curated record. Gene Ontology annotation, biological process: regulation of heart contraction; adenylate cyclase-inhibiting G protein-coupled acetylcholine receptor signaling pathway; G protein-coupled receptor signaling pathway, coupled to cyclic nucleotide second messenger. Gene Ontology annotation, molecular function: G protein-coupled acetylcholine receptor activity; G protein-coupled serotonin receptor activity. NCBI's taxonomy places the organism in Eukaryota, Metazoa, Chordata, Aves, Passeriformes, Paridae. Gene Ontology annotation, cellular component: synapse; plasma membrane; dendrite.